This is a messenger RNA of Aspergillus tanneri, 4581 nucleotides long. Its product is annotated as THADA/TRM732 family protein. The coding region runs from base 1 to 4581 and encodes 1526 amino acids. The record is from RefSeq and is a predicted model, not a curated record. Gene Ontology annotation, cellular component: cytosol. Lineage: Eukaryota; Fungi; Ascomycota; Eurotiomycetes; Eurotiales; Aspergillaceae. Gene Ontology annotation, biological process: tRNA methylation. The transcript is spliced from 10 exons.
AUGGUAUGGCAAUGUCUGCUGAAGACAUUUGCGACAGCAUCUAUAUCGCAUAGUCAUACAUCGGCUUCUUGCAACACAUUGAGCGCAUUUCUCGAUGCUGCGCGUAUUUCGAAGUUCGAAGGGACAAGGCAACUUGUUUUCUCGUGCGAAACAUGGCUUUCUGUGUUCGAGGCUUUCUUGGUUCGAUUCAAGGACGGAAAGCCCAAACCUAUGAAGCAGCUCCUGGAGUCAUUAGUUGUCCUGCUAGUCAAGAAUGAGCAGGAGUCUGACCGACGAUAUGUUAAGACUAAGGUCAUAGACGCUACAGUUCCUAGCGUUAUCCUUGGCGAGCGCCGUUCUCAACUCAAAGCUUGUCUUGUUACACUCGAGAUUCUAAUACGCAAGAGUGCAAUCUCACCUAUUGAUCUCAUCGUCAUGGUUGAGACCUGGCUUCUAGAAAAUCGCAGCCGAUGGGUUCCUCUUUUUCAAGAGGAUUGUAAAGCGCUAUCGAUAGAUAUAACUCAGUUUUCUGAGAAGGCCUCCAAAGACAUACCAAGUCCUUCCCAACGAAUAGCCACCGAAAUAUUUGUGCUGGCAUUAUUAACACAAGCAAAGAGCUUUGAGCUGGCUGCGGGUCCCGGAGACACACUGACAGCUUUCUUCCAAAGGGUUAAGACAUUGCCCCAGACUCUUCACUCUCGCGAAAAGGUACAAAACUUGUUGUCGAUUUGGGUGGCGCCGGUCAGACACAUUGUGCUACAGAAUAUGAACCUUCUUGAGCCUAUGUCUGCUUAUUUCCUUCAUCCUCUGUUCAGUAUCGACCCCAGUGGUUUCAAUCUCUUCAUAAACCAAUUACCUCUAGAGAUUCUCUUGACUGGUGACAUGCACGAUGCUCCGGUUGACGAACUCACACUUCUGUUUACGUCUUUGCAGAUGGCAAAGAAGAUUGGUCUGGUUCAUGAAGAUCAUUCCUCCCCUAAAGCCAGCAUUACUGGCAAUGGGGAAGAGGAGGCCGGGCUCGUUUUAAAGAGUGAGAUCAUUGGGAAAUUCCUUUUUCACCGGGAUUUUAGUAUCAGAAUUGCAGCUCUUUCGUUACUCAUAACUGCCAAUGCCACGACGAAACCAUUUUCGUCGGGUACUAUGAGAGCAAUUUUGAAGGGUUUGCCCUCUAUGCAUGCGGAAUCGGACGCAUAUUCAAGGGGAGAAAUACUGAGUAUUACACGUAAAUUAAUCCCACGCUUGAAAGGCGGUAUCAUGAGCAGUGAACAGAACUGGACCGAUGUGAGAGCAUCAGUUAACAAGAAACAGCCACCAAAUUAUGCGCGGGACGAUGUAGAAACCCGGCAGUGCUUGAAAGAGUACUUGGACUUUUUGAAAGCUGACCUACAGCCCACAGCGUCCUACCCUCGACAUAUCACAUCUUUAAAGACGUUGAUCCUUCUUUUAGAAUCCGGUCUUGAUACUCGUUUCGAAGGCAGCAUCGUGAGCAAAAAUGAAGGCAACUACACUAAAUGGAGACUCAACGUGGAAAUUUUCGAGCCUACACUUUUAAGGCUGCUUGUUGACCUCUUGCUGGAUCCAUUUGAAGAGGUGCGGGCGAGAUCUCUUACUAUUGUGAAUCUAUUCCCAAGAGAUAUUUUGCUGAGUGGUGGCAUACAAUUGGGAAGCAAUUCCUCAGAAAAGAUCCAACUACUGGGUGCUUUGGCUACAGCAGAGCAAAUGGCAAGUAGAACAAGCAGAGCAGAUUAUGCGGAUACUGUUGCUCGUCUGUAUCACAUCUUUUUCUGCACAGCAGAACAAGAAAGCCCGAAUGCCACACAAUGGUGGGAAACCAAAUCAGGAGUGGUUGAUGCUAUUCUGAAGAGAUUGGAAGAAAAGCUGUCUCUCCCGGGAGCUAGCUUCCAAUAUUCCUUGCGUGAUGCGCCUCUGCAUGGCUAUGUUUCAGCUCUCAGAUACAUUAUAUCAACAGCGGAUUUCCACAGUCUUCUUCUUUAUACAACGCUUGCCAACAACUCGUAUGGCCCGCAAGGGUCUCUAGGGUUGGGAUAUGGCGAUUACGAGAAAAUAGGAACAACGAGCUUUACCCAACUUGCUGAACUCCGUCACCGAGGGGCAUUCUCGACGGUGUCUCAAACAUUUGCUACGUGUUGUUCACGGUGUGGCCUGUCAAAUGACCCAGAUAUUUCAGAGUUGCCCAAUCAAUGGUACCAGGAUGCAAGAAGAAUCAUAUUUGACACGGCCGGAAAACUUACACGUCGAUCAGCUGGCCUUCCUGCUUUGAUCACGGGUAUUGUUUCAUCUCAACCUUCAGGGCCACUAUUCCAAAAGGUCAUGGAUGACUUACAUGAGAUCUCUCAUAUACCAGCAGAACAUGAUAGUAGCAGCCAAGACCUGGAAUUGCCUCAAGUCCAUGCGAUGAAUUGCUUGAAAGACAUUUUCACAAACACCAAACUGGGGCCUUUCACAGAGCCUUUUAUCAUGUCCACAUUGGUUUUGUCAGCUGAGCGGAUUGGGUCACCCAUAUGGGCUCUCCGUAAUUGCGGACUGAUGCUCUUCCGUGCUUUACUGACGCGUAUUUGCCGCACCGGCACGGGCCUGGGAUUUGGUGGCAAGUCCGGAUCGGAGCCUGGCGCCAGAGUCUCCUUUCAGAAAUACCCAGGCUUGGUUCAGUUGCUAUCAAGUCUCCUCUCUGAACAAGUCACGCGGAAUAUCGCCGAACAGGAAGAUCACUCUAUUGUCACAGAACGGGUGUUCCCAGCAUUGGAGCUAAUUGCAGAAAAAGUGCCAAAUGUGUACGAUGUCGACGAUAAGAUGAUUCUCGGACUGGUCCAGACGCAACUUAGUAGCCCGGUCUGGGGCAUCAGAGAGCACGCAGCUCGAGUUUAUGCGUCGAUAAUGAAUCGUUCGGACAUUUUCCAUGAUAUUGGCACACUCCUCGAGGUCGACCGAGAUUCGAAAGCACAGAACUACCUCCACGGCCAAGCGCUUUUAGGUUUUCAAUUGGAUGGCCUCUUGUCGUUUCUAGCUUACAUGAUCACAGAACAUAUCGAUGAGAUAUUAUCCAUUAUGAGCCAAACAUUUACGGUUCUGUUCCAUCGUGCUGAAUCGCCGUUUGUUGCUACUACCAUUGUGGAAAUCUUGACUGAGACAGUUGAGAAGAGUUUCGAGUCAGGUUCAGAAGAAAAAAUGAUUGCUACGCUCAACGAUGUGUUUAAUGCGCAUUCCUUCAAUGGUAUCCUGGACUUCAUCUUCGAGUCAUCUCAUCCAUCAUGGAGAUCGCUGAGCACAACACGUGCAGCAUCCCUUCUUAGAAGAGCGCUGUCGUGGGCAGCAAUUAUGCGAAUGCUCGGGACCGGUGAAUCCAUGGGUUUGGAGCCAUUUAUUCGAAAAGUCUCCGAGUUUGACACGAACGCUGGUGCGUGGUUGCUAGAAAAACUGCACAAUGUGUUCGGUGAGAACCAGGGCUACAUGAAAAUCCUUCUUAAUGUCUACUCGGAAGUCAUAAUAGGGGAUUAUUCCGAGGAAGUCAAGUCAUCCGCGAUUGCUAGUCUGGCAUCGUCUUUGGAAAUACUGCUUGAUUUUCGCUAUGACUACUUCCAGGAGAUAGAUCUUCCAUGGGGGGCAUUAAAUCAGCAAAUCAACCCCUCGACCACUGCACUGAUGUUGAAUCGGUACAGGUCUGACGCUGAAUUACGUCUUCAAGGAUGUCUUCUCGCUGCCAAAGUCCUGUCCAACCAGAGCCAAAACUUAGAGACAGAUGUUGCUAGGUGGACAAUAAAACUCCGAUUUGCAAUGGAAGAGGAAACAGAAUUCACAACUCGAUAUGCUGCUGUCACAUCUCUAAUGGCAUUCGGGCAAGUUUUGCGUCCCACGGGGAAGCCCCCUGUCACAGAAAAAGUCUUCCUGGAACUAUACUUGAUCUUGUAUGAUAUGCUUAACGACGACGACGAGGAAUUGAGGGACCUUGCCGCCUUGACAGCGUCGUGGGUGCUCUCAUACUCAUCCGUUACGUCAUCCAAGGCUGUCACUCUGUCUCCUUUAAACGCAAGUGGUCUUCUUUCUAAGUUCAUUGUCGAAGAAUAUGCUUCUUCCUCCCUUCUCUGCACCCGAAUAACGCACUGUAUCACUGGACAAGAGUCUCGAUUUGGUGGAUCGUCCCAAAGAAUGAGACUUUUUCCAGUGUCAGACCUACUUUCCGAGUACAGGAAAGAAAGCACUACUUUGUUCGAGGAAGAAAAGCAAAAUCUCUUCGUCGACCUGGGCUUUACUGGGAUGACGGAAAGCUCGUUUGACGAGAGCUUGGUGAAGGAAGUCUUCCAAUGGGUUUCUGACGGGUUAUCGUAUCUGAUUGAAGUUAUUGCAGGUAUAUCUGGAGAAGACGGAUUCAUAGGCUGGGCUACAAAGCCCGAGACGUUUACUUUGGGUGUGCGACUGAUUAACCUUGCAGCUGUCAUGGCAUCGACUAGGUUCCCUGCUUAUAGGUAUCUUGGUGGUAACCAGAGCGUGCUCAAGGAGAAACUGCAGCUACUAUAUAUGCAUGGGAAAGCGGCGUCGUUGCAUUUUGACUGGCUUUCUAGAAUUCAGAGAGCUAUGGAUUUGUAG